Messenger RNA from Rattus rattus (black rat), 1767 nucleotides. It is a transcript of the gene Slc16a4, whose product is annotated as solute carrier family 16 member 4. Lineage: Eukaryota; Metazoa; Chordata; Mammalia; Rodentia; Muridae. The coding region runs from base 32 to 1531 and encodes 499 amino acids. Gene Ontology annotation, biological process: transmembrane transport; monocarboxylic acid transport. Gene Ontology annotation, molecular function: monocarboxylic acid transmembrane transporter activity. The record is from RefSeq and is a predicted model, not a curated record. The transcript is spliced from 8 exons.
CGAUCUCUGUUCGUAACAUAAAGGAAGUGUCAUGAAGAAGAGGGAAGAAAAGCCCUCCCCUUAUACCAAACCACUGGAUGGAGGAUGGGGAUGGAUGGUUGUGCUUCAUUUUUUCCUGGUGAAUGUGUUUGUGAUGGGAAUGACCAAGACAUUUGCAAUUUUCUUUGUGGUUUUUCAAGAAGAGUUUGAAGGCACUUCAGAGCAAAUUGGUUGGAUUGGAUCUAUUAUGUCAUCACUCCGUUUUUCUGCAGGUCCCCUGGCUGCUAUUAUUUGUGACAUAUUUGGAGAAAGAACUACCUCCAUUCUUGGGACUUUCCUUGUUUCUGGUGGCUAUCUCAUCAGCAGCUGGGCCACAGGCAUUCCCUUUCUUUGUGUGACCAUGGGACUGCUACCUGGUUUGGGGUCUGCUUUCUUGUACCAAGUAGCUGCUGUGGUAAUUACCAAAUAUUUCAAAAAACGAUUGGGUCUUUCUACAGCAAUUGCCCGUUCAGGGAUGGGACUGACAUUUUUGUUGGCGCCCUUUACAAAACUCCUGAUAGAUCUUUAUGACUGGACAGGUGCUCUUAUAUUAUUUGGAGCUAUUGCAUUGAAUCUGGUGCCUUCCAGCAUGCUCCUAAGACCUGUCCACAUCCAAUCAGACAGCAAUUCUGAUAUUAAAAACAAAGGUAGCAUUUUGUCUGCAACUGGACCAGAGUUAUCACACAAGACAGAAACAUCAAACUGCAAUAAGGCACGAGAGUCUCUCAUCAAAGACAGUGCUGUGAAGAAAUCUGGACAACCUACAACUUUAACUGUCUUAGAAAAUCAAAUCGAAGAGAUCAGCACUAGGCCUCAUAGGAACAGGCCGUUACUUAUGAGCAAUGACAAAACUUACAAGAAAAAGUUUGUUUCAUGGAACUGCAAAGAAAAACUUCUAGAUAUUUCUCUCUUUAGAAAUCCUUUCUUCUACAUAUUUACCUGGUCUUUUCUCCUGAGUCAACUAGCAUAUUUCAUUCCUACCUUUCAUCUGGUAGCCAGAGCAAAAACACUUGGAAUCGACAUAAUGGAUGCCUCCUACCUUGUGUCUGUAGCUGGUAUCACUGAGACAGUCAGUCAGCUCAUUUCUGGAUGGAUUGCAGAUCAGAAUUGGAUCAAGAAGUAUCAAUACCACAAGGCUUACCUCAUCCUGUGUGGUGUAACUAACCUGCUUGCUCCUUUAGCCACCACGUUCCCACUCCUUAUGGCCUAUACCAUCUUUUUUGCCAUUUUUGCUGGUGGCUACCUGGCACUAAUACUGCCAGUAUUGGUUGACCUAUCUAAGAAUUCUAGAGUACACAGGUUUUUGGGAUAUGCCAGUUUCUUUGCUGGGAUGGCUGUUCUUUCUGGACCACCAAUAGCAGGCUGGAUAUACGAUUAUACACAGACAUACGUGGGCUCUUUCUAUUUCUCUGGCACCUGCUAUAUCCUCUCUUCAGUUUCCCUUUUUUUUGUACCACUGGCUGAAAGAUGGAAACUCAAGCAGUCUGACCUUCUAAGGACUACAAUCAAGUAAGAGCCUAACAAAAAAAUAAUCUAAAUAAGCUACUGUAAGUAAAAGCUUAGAAGAAAAAAACUUUGUUAAGAAAGUAAACCAUAUAAUUUUUAAGAUUCCUUCCUACUUUAUUAGCACUGCCAGGAAUGUCCAAUUGGUGGAAGGAGUAAUAAACGAGUAACAACUUAAACUGUUAGUAUUUAAUCAAAUAAGCUAAAAAUUAAAUCCAUUGAAGCAGCUACUUUACUAUUAAAUCA